This is a messenger RNA of Erigeron canadensis, 1123 nucleotides long. Its product is annotated as synaptotagmin-2-like. The transcript is spliced from 5 exons. The record is from RefSeq and is a predicted model, not a curated record. Gene Ontology annotation, cellular component: endoplasmic reticulum. Lineage: Eukaryota; Viridiplantae; Streptophyta; Magnoliopsida; Asterales; Asteraceae. The coding region runs from base 80 to 1021 and encodes 313 amino acids. Gene Ontology annotation, molecular function: lipid binding.
AAUACAUUCUGAUUCUUUGAAGGUAUUUAUAGAACUAGCUUAUCAAUGUUUGAACGGAAAUCGUGAAGAACGUCCAUUAAUGACCCAAAUUGUGAGAGUUCUUGAAUAUGUACUUGAGUAUCAAUGCCUAGAGCCACCUAGAGCUGGAAGAAUCAUGAAUGUAAAUAUUCUAAAAGAAAUGGACUUAAAAAGAAGAACAAGAGCUGGAAUACUGAAUGUGAAAGUUUUGCGAGCAAUAGAUAUUAGAAGAAGAAACCCGUUCGCUGCUUGUAAUCCUUACGUGAUACUCAGACUAAGUCAUAGUAAUCUACCACCAACGAACAAAACCACUGUGAAGCACAAGAAGACUUAUCCGGUAUGGAACGAAGAAUUCAGUCUAUACGUCGAAAAUUUUGACAUCCAAACUCUACACUUCUCAGUUAAGAGUGAACAAUCGGUUGAGAAGCAUGAUCAUCUAGGAGUGACUACUCUGAAAUUGAAAGAUCUCAAUCCUGAAUAUCCGAAGACUCAUAAGCUUCUGGUCAUCACGAAAACGAAUGCCUUUCGUGUUUGCCACCUCGAGGUUGAAACAGUGUACAAGCCGUACACAUAUGAUCAAAUAUUGUCUGAUAAUGAAAGCAUAUUAAGUGUAUUGCCAAAGGCUCCCGUUGGGACUCCUGAAGGUGGAGGAAUGCUUGUAGUUAUGAUUCAUGAAGCUAAACAUCUUUAUACUAAUGAUCACUGCAAUCCAUUUGUUACCUUGCUUUUUCGGGGCGAAUUAAAAAAAACACAGACUAUGAAGGGCAAUCGAUAUCCAGAAUGGCGAGAAGAGUUUACGUAUAUGCUAGAGCAGCCACCAGAGGACGAAACGUUACGCUUGGAAGUCAUUAAUGCUCCGUCAGGGUUCUUUGAUCAUCGAGAGGAUUCUUGGGGAUACAUUGAUAUACACCUUUUGGAUGUUGUUAACGAAAGACGAAUCAUAAAUACAUACAAGCUUAAAUGGGGUGCUCAACUUGAUGUGGAGUUGCAAUGGCGAACCUAACCUCCACCUAGAUUGUAUACAGUUAAUGGUCACCAUGCCUUGAUAGAAAUUCAACGAUGUAAAAAUAAUAUAUUUUCUAAUUUGCACAUAUAAGGUUCUCGA